AUGCCGCUUUGUGUUACUCUCACCUUUACCAUUGGCCUGAUGUCUGCGUUGAACAUUGAUAUACUCACCAACCAGGACUUUGUUUGGGGAUUUGGACUUGUUGUCAACGGAUUGAUGUUCAUUUCCAUGGUUGUAUAUGUUGGCGCGGCCAAAUUUAGAGCUGUGUUGGUCAAUGAUUUUGGAUUGGAUGACUGGAAGCUCUCAAAAACCUGGGAAUGGGUAAUUAAAUUUGUUGCUCCCAUCGAAGCAGUGGCGCUGAUCGUGUGGUGGGCUAUCGAUCUGAUCAAUGCUGAGUCCGCAGAAGGGGAGAAGUGGUACGACUUUGGCAGAGAAACUUUCAUGGUCACCAUUAUACAGUGGCUGGCACUUCUCGUCCUUCUUGUCGCAAUCAACAUGGUUGUGGUUUUCUGCAUCUUGAGGAGGCGUGGAGGAGAAACUACAACACUGCUAGAAAAAUACGACACGCUGACCGCAUCCGACACGGUUGAGCGGCGACAGUUACGCAACGGUCAAAGUAUAGAAAUUAAAAUGUGA
Molecule: messenger RNA, 534 nt
Organism: Candidula unifasciata
Lineage: Eukaryota; Metazoa; Mollusca; Gastropoda; Stylommatophora; Geomitridae
Source: the annotation of a GenBank genome assembly